GAGAUAGAGACUGCAGCUCGCCACAGGUCCGACAGUGAGGAAAAGUCGCGAAGAUGAGGCUGAUCUGUAUACUGCUGCUCAUAGCCCUGAGUUGCGCUUUCCCCGGAAAGGAAGUAGGGGAGGAGGAGGCGACCGUUGCCGCGGAAACCACCACCACCAAGUCUCGCUUCGCCAUGCUGGACGACGUUCGGCUCCUAGCCAACGGGCUGCUGCAGCUGGGGCAGAGCUUGAGGGAGUUUGUGCACAAGACCAAGGGCCAGAUCAACGAUAUCUUCCAGAAGCUCAACAUCUUCGACAGGUCCUUCUACCAGCUGUCCGUGGUCACCAGCGAGAUCAAGGAGAGCGAGGAGGAGCUCAAGAAGACCACCAGCUUCCUCAAGAACAACAAUGAGGAGAUCAAGAACCUGUCGCUGGAGAUCAACACCAAGAUCAACAACAUCAUGCAGGAGCGCAGCCAGCUGCAGAGCAAGGUGUGGGGGCUGGAGGAGAGGCUGAGUGGACUGUCCGAGAGCCUGCUCUCCAAAGAACAACUGUCCGAGAUCGGUACUCUCAAGGAAGUGAUCAUCUCGCAGGAGAGGAGCAUCACAGACCUGCUGAAGGCAGUGAGGGAGCAGCAUGAACAGCUCAACUACCAGAAGAACAAGAUCAAGAGCUUGGAGGACAAGCUGAGCUUUCCUUCGUUCCAAGACACCGCUGAGCAAAAACAAGACUCAAACCUAGAGACACCAAACCCCUUUCAAUACCUAAAAGAUAAUUCAACAAGUGCCAGCAUUAAUACAAAAGGUCUUCCUAUUGACUGCAAUGAAAUUUUCGACAGAGGAGAACGAAACAGUGGAAUAUACCCCAUCAAGCCAAAUCAAUCGGAGCCUUUUAACGUGUACUGUGAAUUUACUCCAGAAGGAGCAUCUACUGUCAUCCAGCGUAGACAGGAUGGCUCAGUGGAUUUUAACCAGACUUGGGAAAAGUACGAAGAUGGAUUUGGGGACCUUUCAAAAGAGUUCUGGCUGGGCUUAAAGAAGAUCCACUCCAUCGCCAGACAGAGUGACUCAGAUAUCCUGCAGAUCAAGCUGGGGGACUGGAAAGAGCAGAAGCGCUCUAUAGAGUACCAGUUCAGUCUGGAGGGCCCUGACUCCAACUACACCCUUCACCUGACACAUCUGUUUGGUGACCUGACCGAUGCUAUGACCAACCAAACUGGCAUGAAGUUUUCCACCAAGGACCGCGACAAUGAUAACCACAGGGAAAUAAACUGCGCCGAAAGCUACACAGGUGGGUGGUGGUUCAAUGCCUGCGGAGAGACAAAUUUGAACGGGAACUACAUCUGGGUGAGGCCGAGGGGUCGAACAGAGCGGAGGAGGGGCAUAUACUGGAAACCCGAGAGGGGGCACUCCUACUCCCUUAAAUCGACCAAGAUCUCCAUCCGUCACACGCCUGAAACCAUCAGCUUCCGUUAAGCACAACAUCUCAUUUCUGUUCUUCUGGAGAAAUGAGCACCUUUCUGCACAGCCAUGAGAAGCUUUGGAAAAGUCCACAGUCUGUAAGCAGGCCAGCAGCUUUAGGGAUACAGACAUGCCAACUCAGCACGAUGUGGUCUGGUGGCCUGAGUGACGCAAUCACAUCUGGUCCCUCUCCACCGGCAGCUGUUCCAGAUGAAUUGCAACACACUCAAAAUGAGGCUGCUUGGUAGAAAAGUAAUGGAUAUUGCAGUAAUAUAUACAUUGGAGAAUUUUCUGUCCAGUAUAAAAAAUAGUAGUGAUGGCAGGGUGUAAAUAAGAAAAUGCUUUUACUUCUGUGUUUUUACCUUGAAAUAACUAGACAGAAAAGGUUACACUUUAUAAGAGGCAUACCAUUGCAUUGACUGUAGGUAUUUGUGCUUGUGUGUAUACAUCAUUAACCUGCACUAGACAUCCCUGUACUCUAUUUCCCCAGAUUAUUUGGAGAAAGAUCACAGUACAAAGAAUUAAGGAACAUUUUUUUACUUAACUUAAUUCUGUAUUUAAUCCAUUUUCAGAAUAUUUUACAAUCAAGAAGUCUGCAAUUUUCAGCAAAUACUCAGUGUACUAGACUUUGAUGAUUUGCAAGUAUUUCCAAGUUGAGUCAUAUUGACUCCAAGUAAGAUUUUAUGAGCACAGCAAGACUGUAUGUACAUUAUGUUAUGAAUAUUGUCAAUAUAAUGUUUAAAUGGCCACCAGGGAGGCCCUGAUAAAAAAUUUAAAAAACUCUACAAACCAUUACUUGGUUCAACUUCCUCUCAGAUUACGUGCAUUCAAAAUAACAAUAUAUGUGGUGGUAACAUUAGUGACUAAUAACCAGAUUUUUUCAUUUUACUUGCUCAUCUCCUAUUUAACACAAUUCAAAGCAACUGCAAACCAAGCUACUACUAAACUGCUAUCAGGGAACCAAGUCCAUGAGAUUUAACCAUUAUUUCCUUGAAAGACACGCAAUUUUAAAGCUCUGCAUAUAGCAGAAUGCUGAAAGUUAAGAUAGCAACUGAAAACUUUGCAUUCAAAACUGUAACAUUAAAUUAACCCUGCAUGUUUCAGCCCAAUCGUUGCUUGCUAUGAU
Molecule: messenger RNA, 2565 nt
Organism: Conger conger (European conger)
Lineage: Eukaryota; Metazoa; Chordata; Actinopteri; Anguilliformes; Congridae
Gene: angptl3
Product: angiopoietin-like 3
Exons: 7
Coding region: 54-1454 (466 amino acids)
Biological process (GO): phospholipid catabolic process; phospholipid homeostasis; triglyceride homeostasis
Source: RefSeq, a predicted model, not a curated record